Cygnus atratus (black swan) is the source of this 1230-nucleotide messenger RNA. It is a transcript of the gene ETFA, whose product is annotated as electron transfer flavoprotein subunit alpha. Lineage: Eukaryota; Metazoa; Chordata; Aves; Anseriformes; Anatidae. The transcript has 12 exons. The record is from RefSeq and is a predicted model, not a curated record. Gene Ontology annotation, molecular function: electron transfer activity; flavin adenine dinucleotide binding. Gene Ontology annotation, cellular component: mitochondrion. The coding region runs from base 55 to 1059 and encodes 334 amino acids.
GGCGGCGGCGGGGCGGCUCUCGCGAGAGCGGCGCCGGGCGGCGGCGGCGGAGCCAUGUUGCGGGCGGUCGCGGCGCGGGGCGUGCGGCGGGCGGCAUCACUGCUCCAGCGGUUUCAGAGUACGUUGGUCAUAGCAGAACACAACAAUGAGACUCUUACACCCGUUACACUAAAUGCCGUCACUGCGGCAAAACGUCUUGGAGGUGAAGUUUCUUGUUUGGUAGCUGGUACCAGCUGUGACAAGGUAGUGCAAGAACUCAGCAAAGUGCAGGGUGUUGCAAAAGUUCUCGUGGCUCAGCAUGAUGUAUACAAGGGAUUUCUAGCAGAGGAGCUGACUCCCUUGGUUUUGGCAACUCAGAAACAAUUUAAUUACACCCAUAUUUGCGCUGGAGCAUCUGCCUUUGGGAAGAAUCUUAUUCCCAGAGUGGCUGCUAAACUUGAUGUUGCCCCUAUUUCUGACAUCAUUGAGAUUCAGUCACCAGACACUUUUGUGAGAACUAUCUAUGCAGGAAAUGUCAUUUGCACCGUCCAAUGUGAUGAAGCGGUUAAAGUGUUUUCUGUACGGGGAACUUCUUUUGAGGCUGCACCAACAAGUGGUGGUAGUGCCAGUGUAGAAAAAGUAACCCCUCCACCGCCUGUUGGUCAAUCUGAAUGGAUUGAGCAGAAGUUGACCAAAAGCGAUCGACCAGAGCUUACCAGUGCAAAAGUAGUUGUAUCAGGUGGAAGAGGCUUAAAGAGCGGUGAAAAUUUCAAGUUGCUGUAUGAUCUUGCAGAUCAAUUGCAUGCUGCAGUUGGAGCUUCCCGUGCAGCUGUUGAUGCUGGCUUUGUUCCUAAUGACCUGCAAGUUGGACAGACGGGCAAAAUAGUAGCACCAGAACUUUAUAUUGCCGUGGGAAUAUCUGGAGCAAUCCAACACUUGGCUGGGAUGAAAGACAGCAAGACCAUCGUUGCUAUUAACAAGGACCCAGAAGCUCCAAUUUUUCAAGUGGCAGACUACGGACUGGUGGCAGACUUGUUUCAGGCAGUGCCUGAGAUGACGGAGCUCCUGAAGAAGAAGUGAGCAACACUGCUGGCCCCCACACUGCGUUUUGGGGGGUAAUGACAAAAAAAAAAAAGAAGAAAAAAAUAGUACUGGAAAGCGCUGGUGUCAGCAUAUGUUUUUGCUGGGCAGUGUGGGUUGCUGAGACAGGUGGUAAGAAGGAAUAAUAACAAAUAAAGGAUUGUAGGGGAA